Messenger RNA from Syngnathus acus (greater pipefish), 3371 nucleotides. RefSeq names its product F-box protein 31 (gene fbxo31). The transcript is spliced from 9 exons. NCBI's taxonomy places the organism in Eukaryota, Metazoa, Chordata, Actinopteri, Syngnathiformes, Syngnathidae. The record is from RefSeq and is a predicted model, not a curated record. Bases 100 to 1704 code for a protein of 534 amino acids. Gene Ontology annotation, molecular function: protein binding.
UCCAGCGGUGUCGCACGUUGACGUCACAUUAGAGGACAAGAGCAAGCACACUGCAGCGGAAACACGAGUGAUGUAAUGUCGCCUGCCUGCUGACCACGGAUGGCUGUUUGUGCCAGGCUCUGCGGAGUGGGGCAGUCGCGGAGGUGCCGAAGGCGACCGCGGCAGAAUCAGCAAGAACAGGCGAGCGAUUCGGACAUGGACGAGGAGGAAGAGGAGCGCAUCGUGGGCCAGAGGCGCGGCGACGCCGGCUGCGGUAGAACGGAAAGCGGCGUCAACACUACAGGGCCGAGCCGGGCGCACCGCGGCGGGGGAGACGGCACGGUACACCCGCACCCGCAGGCCUUGUCGGAACUACCGCCGGAGCUUUUAGUGGAAAUCUUCUCCUUGCUUCCCGGACCCGCGCUACCCAACGUCGCCCUAGUCUGCAAGAAAUUUAGACAAAUCCUCAACACAGAAACCAUCUGGAGAAGGCGGUGCAUGGAAGAAUUCCACAUAAAGGAGGAUCUGAGAAAGACAGAAGUGGAUGGAGUUUCUAGCCGAGACCUCUAUGUGAAACUGCUUCAUCCAUACAGGCACAUUUUGGGGUUAUGGGAGCCUGACAUAGGCCCUUACGGGGGGUUACUUAAUGUUGUGGUUGAUGGGCUGUUCAUCAUCGGCUGGAUGUAUUUACCACCACACGACCCUCGUGUGGAGGAUCCCAUGAGAAAACGACCUCUCUUUCGUAUCCACAUGUGGGAGAGCAAGAAGGCCACUGUGGAGUGUAUGUAUGGACACAAAGGUCCCCACAAAGGAGACAUCCAGACUGUCAGGAAGGAUGAAUUCUCAACAAAAUGUAAUCAGACGGAUCAUCACCGCAUGCCAGGAGGCAGACAGGAAGAGUUCAGGACAUGGCUGGAGGACGAAUGGGGCCGGACACUAGAAGAAAUCUUCCAUGAGCAUAUGCAGGAGCUCAUCCUGAUGAAGUUCAUUUACACCAGCCAAUAUGACAACUGCCUAACAUACCGACGGAUCUACUUGCCUCCUCCAAUGCCCUCUGACUUGAUUCAACCAGGCCUCUUUAAAGGCACCUAUGGCAGUCACGGUUUGGAGAUUGUCAUGCUCAGCUUUCACAAGACCUCGGCAAGGGCCACCAAACUCACUGGAGACCCCAACGUUCCCGCCGGGCAACUGACUUUGGAUAUUGACCUGGAUCAGCCGCUUGUCCUUCCAGACUUGGAACAUCAGCGCAAUCUAGAGGAGCUGUCACGCCUCGUAAUGGGAGUGCAUGAACAAGUACAGAGGCAGGUGAGGGAAGGGACCUCUGAAGGCGCUUGUGGUGAUGCUGCCGCAGCAAACGUGGCAGAGGCCAAUCGUGGCGUCACUUGUGACGGCUGCCAGCCGGGUCCAAGUGCAGACACUGGUUUAUCUGAGAGCCGACCCUUCGUCCUGCCCCUAGGAGUCAUGGCUCGCAACGAAGUGUACCCACGCACUUGCAGAAAAUGCUUCUAUGGGACGGGUCUGAUUGCCGGGCAUGGCUUCACAAGUCCAGAGCGCACCCCGGGGCUAUUUGUGCUGUUCGAUCAAGAUCGUUUUGGCUUCAUCUGGCUGGAGUUGAAGUCUUUCAGUCUCUACAUUCGCCUGACGGACCACCUGCCCCACGCACAUGCGCCAAACUUGGAGCGAUUCGAGGCCAUGCUGCGCAACAUGCAGUCUUGGACGUCAUGAGGCCCCAAGCUUUAAAUCCCUUCCUGGCAAUACAAUAAAUCAUAAGAAUAAUAACAAUAAAAAUAACACUACACAGUACAUUAUACCUCGCUCUCAUCCCCACAGCGGUACAUUUUGGUUUGUGGCAUGAUCCUUUCCAGCCUCUCUUUUUCAAAUAUUUUGUUUCACUGUCUAAGGGCAGGUUUAUCACUUUGACCCAUCUCGAGUCAUGUUGCUCCAGUGCCGCAAAAAAAAAAAAAAAAAAAGGGGUCACGUGUGUUUAUAUAUAUAUUUAUUUAUUUAUUUAUUUACAUCCUCCAGGUGAAACAGAGGUACGAUAUUGCUUACCACUUAUGGCUCAAUCUUUAUGUGCCUCUGAUUCUCAAAUCAUGUCUGUACUUAGUAGUGUUUGAAGAAAUAAUGGCGUAAAACGCAUUUCCAUUCAGUGCCCGUUAUGUUUUGUUCUACGACAUGCUGCAUUUUAUUUGGCUUUGCAGCAAACUAUUUUUAGGAACAAGUAUGCCUUUCAAUUUAGUUUUUGAAUGACAUGAUAUUAAAUAUACAGCUUCUCAGGUAUUUUUUGUCAUGAAAUUGUGAAUCACAGGACGCCCCUUUCAUCUAUUUGUUGUCAGAGCUAGUUAGGUUAAAUCCGUUUUAAAGCUUGCCCAGUUGGAAUAAUGUGGCUCUCACAACAGGGCGUCUGCCAAACAGAUUGCAAAGGAAUUGCUCUCUUAUCAAACAGUGUAGCUCUGAUUAUUGUUUGAUUUGUGCUCUUUGAGCUUUAGUGAUAAUAUUUUUAGUGAAAUGCUUGGGCUCUUAAAAAUUAUUUAAGCACGCCUUACUUGAAAAUGUCAGUUGAAAACAUGUAUUGGAAAAGUAUAAUAUAAGCUAUACAUUCACUGGAUUCAUUCACUGUAUGAAAUUAUUAUUGGCAGAUUUUUCUUUUCUUGCAAGAUACAAAAUUGCAACAUCCGGUGUAUGUAUCAUCAUAUUUGUACUUUAAAUGUUUGCCUCACCUUGUUAUCCCAUCCCCAACUUUCCUUUUUUUAAAAAAUUUAUUUCACAACACCGUGUAGCUCAGGUGUGCCCAGAUCCGGUCUCCGAGAGGCCCUAUUCAGCCUAUUUUUGACGUAUCCCUACUCCAACACACCGAUUCAAGUGAUCAGGAUCGUCAUUAGGCUUUUGCAAACCUUGCUGAUGAGCUGAUCAUUUGAAUCAGGGGUGUUGGAGAAGGCAUAUACUUACAACAGGCCGGAUGGGGUCUCUGGAGUACAGGACUUAGGUACCCUGGUCUUACAGGACAUUGUAGAACCCAAAAUCAUUUACCAAGUAUUGUGUAUAUUAUAUGUAUGUCAUGUUAUGGCUUGAUGGCUUUGCCCAGUAGCUUUUCUUCUACAAGUGCACUUUUCUGGGCAGUAUAGUAACUCAUAUUUAAAGAAAGGGCACACUGGGCAGCGCAUUCGUAGUAGACUGCAGCUAUACUAACAUUUGCAAAAAUAAAAAUGAGCUUUUGUCUUGUUCAUCUGAACCUAAAUAUAUGGUUCAAUAAAUUUUCCUAUCUGCAAACCAUUUGUACCAGGCUAUUUAAUUGGUAUACCUUAGUGUUGCUUUGUACUCACCUGCGGGGCUCAUUUGGAGUCAUUUCCAACUCUUAAAUUGUACUAAUUAAACUGAGUCGUUUUCUUUAA